AUGACCCUUCCCAAUUCCUCCAGCGUCUUGGAAGACAAGAUGUGUGAGAGGAACAAGACCACCACGCCCAACCCCCAAAUGAUGCCCCUGGUGGUGGUCCUGAGCGCCAUCUCCUUGGUCACAGUGGGACUCAACCUGCUGGUCCUGUAUGCUGUGCGCAGCGAGCGGAAGCUACACACGGUGGGGAAUCUGUACAUCAUCAGCCUCUCGGUGGCCGAUCUGAUCGUGGGGGCCGUCGUCAUGCCCAUGAACAUCCUCUACCUCCUCAUGUCCAGGUGGUCCCUGGGGCGCCCUCUCUGCCUCUUUUGGCUUUCCAUGGACUAUGUGGCCAGCACAGCAUCCAUUUUCAGCAUCUUCAUCUUGUGCGUUGAUCGCUACCGCUCUGUGCAGCAGCCCCUCAGAUACCUGAGGUAUCGUACCAAGACCCGAGCAUCGGCCACCAUCUUGGUGGCCUGGUUUCUCUCCUUCCUGUGGGUUAUUCCCAUUCUGGGCUGGCAUCGCUUCAUGUCGAAGACGUCAGGGCACCGGGAGGACAAGUGCGAGACGGACUUCUACGAUGUCACCUGGUUCAAGGUCGUGACUGCCAUCAUCAACUUCUACCUGCCCACCUUGCUCAUGCUCUGGUUCUAUGCUAAGAUCUACAAGGCUGUACAGCAGCACUGUCAGCACCGGGAGCUCAUCCGUGGAUCCCUCCCGUCCUUCUCUGAAGAUAAGCUGAAGCCAGAGGACCUCAGCGUGGGUGCUAAGAAACCAGGGAAGCAGUCUCCCUGGGAGGUUCUGAAAAGGAAGCCGAAAGAUGCCGGUGGUGGACCUGUCUUGAAGCCAGCAUCCCAAGACCCGAAGGAGAUAAAGUCUCCAGGUGUCUUCAGCCAAGAGAAGGAUGGAGAACUGGACAAAUUCCAUUGCUCCCCACUUAACAUUGUGCAGAUGCAGAUGGAGGCAGACGGGAGUGGCAGGGAAUACGUAGCCAUCAACCAGAGCCAGAGCCAGCUUGAGAUGGGUGAGCAGGGCCUGAACAUGCAUGGGGCCAAGGAGGUAUUAGAGGAUCAGAUCCUAGGUGACAGCCAGUCCUUCUCCCGGACAGACUCAGACACCCCCCCAGAGGUGGCACCCGGGAAAGCUAAAUCGAAAAGUGAGUCUAGCACAGGCCUGGAUUAUAUCAAGUUCACCUGGAAGAGGCUUUGCUCACAUUCAAGACAGUACGUGUCUGGGUUGCACAUGAACCGAGAACGGAAGGCCGCCAAACAACUGGGUUUUAUCAUGGUGGCCUUCAUCAUUUGCUGGAUUCCUUACUUCAUCUUCUUCAUGGUCAUUGCCUUCUGCGAGAGCUGCUGUAACCAAUAUGUGCACAUGUUCACCAUCUGGCUGGGCUACAUCAACUCCACGCUGAACCCCCUCAUCUACCCCCUGUGCAACGAGAACUUCAAGAAGACGUUCAAGAAAAUUCUGCACAUUCACUCCUAAGGGAGGCUACAAGGGGAUGUAACUAAG
This is a messenger RNA of Balaenoptera ricei (Rice's whale), 1491 nucleotides long. RefSeq names its product histamine receptor H1 (gene HRH1). Gene Ontology annotation, biological process: positive regulation of vasoconstriction; chemical synaptic transmission; regulation of vascular permeability. The record is from RefSeq and is a predicted model, not a curated record. NCBI's taxonomy places the organism in Eukaryota, Metazoa, Chordata, Mammalia, Artiodactyla, Balaenopteridae. The transcript has a single exon. Gene Ontology annotation, cellular component: dendrite; membrane. Bases 1 to 1464 code for a protein of 487 amino acids. Gene Ontology annotation, molecular function: G protein-coupled serotonin receptor activity; histamine receptor activity; neurotransmitter receptor activity.